AGGACCGUCUAUGGCGGGGCCGUCGUAAAACGAAACAUGGCGUCCGUGAGGUUAUUGCUAUGAGGCGCUGCUCCGUUUCCCUACGUUAAAUGUGGCAUCGGACAUACGCGAGCUGCGGGCUGACGCGGAGGGUCGCGUCCACGGGGCCUCGGAGCGCGUCCCUGUGAAAUACCACGUGAGUCCGGUCGCCGCCCGCGACAGUAGAGACCUGGGAGUCAGCGAAGGAACACGGGGCAGCACAUCCACAGUCAACACACACACACACAUACAUACAUACAUACAUACACAUACAUAUACACUGAGUAGUGAGCUUGUGAGUAUCAACACACCCUGACGCGAGGAUCUCCGCACCAGGGUGCGAGUGCGAUUUCUCUCCAGGAACACCCUCUCCCCGGAUCGAAUCCGCGAGCGCCGAGAGUUCGACCUUCUCCUCCCUCCCCCCUCCCCUUCCCCCAAACGGUACCCUCCCCCGAUAGAGAUAAGAGACGUAGGGGCGCCUCCCUCCCUCGUGUUCGCGGACACGCGCCGGUCCCGGGGACGAUCGACUCGGGAUGCUUUCGCUGGAGCGGCGUACUCCGGAUCAGCUGUCAAGCACGUCGUUGCCGAGGAGUGUUUUCGAUGGUGACGAUUACGACUCGAGCUUUUCGCGGAGCCCGGGAUAUUGUGAACUCGCGAGGUGCGACGUCUUCUCCGUGGCAUCCGGGGACAACCGCGUCGUCGCCGAGGAUGCAGCUGAUCUCGCGGUCGUGCCGAGUCCUCUAGAGCGGUAGGAAGAUAAACGGCAACGAUAUAAAUCAUUAUUCCUGCGAGAAGCGAGGAUACAGGCGUCCUCGAGAGGAAAAGAGAGGGUGUUGAGUUACUCUACAGAAGAGAGGAGCGAGGAGAGUGUCGAGCCAUAUGCCGCCAGCCGGGCUUUCGGCGAGAGGCUUGUCUACCUUGAUGGACCACGGACAACCGGACGCUCGUCAUCGGAGCGAGCGUUUCCUACUAUAUCCAGAGAAUGGCUCCUCACAUCCUCAUAGUCCGAACACGGCCAACUCGUCGCCAAGAUAUCAGCACAACAGCAGAACCAAUAGUCACACUACCACUAGCUACGGAUACAUAUAUGGACGUACAUCCAGCAACAAUAUGUCGGAUAGCAGUGUUUCUGAUACACAUAGUGGUGGAACUGCGAGAACUGUCUCUCAACAGACUAGUCCCUCUCACGGCACACAUUCCUCUUCUCAAUCGCGACAGGACAACAGUACCACUAUCUUCACAGCCCUAUUUGAUUAUGUUGCUCAGGGUGAAGACGAGUUAUCCCUGCAGAGAGGGGAAACCGUUGAGGUUUUAUCUAAGGACGCUAAAAUCUCAGGCGACGAGGGAUGGUGGACUGGAAAAAUUCGUGGGAAAGUUGGGAUUUUUCCCGCAAAUUUCGUCGCAGAAGCGGAAAGCAUCGAUAGAGUUUCGUCGGUGAUUGAUAAAGUCGAACCUAUCGAGAUCGAUUUUGACGAAUUGCAGUUGGAAGAAGUUAUAGGAGUUGGAGGGUUUGGAAAAGUGUACAGGGGUUUUUGGAAUAAACGCGAAGUAGCCGUGAAAGCUGCGCGUCAAGAUGCAGGCGAGGAACCCAGUGUAACGUUAGAAAAUGUACGGCAGGAAGCAAAGUUAUUUUGGUUGUUAAAACAUGAAAAUAUUGUGCAAUUGGAAGGAGUAUGCUUAAAGAUGCCUAAUAUGUGUCUUGUGAUGGAGUACGCUCGUGGCGGUAGUCUUAAUAGAGUCCUUAAUGGCAGGAAAAUAAGGCCCAAUGUGUUGGUCGAUUGGGCGAUACAGAUUGCGAGAGGCAUGGAUUAUCUUCACAACAAGGCUCCUAUAAGUCUUAUUCAUAGAGAUCUAAAAAGUUCCAACGUCUUACUAAGCGAGCCAAUUGAAAACGACGACUUUCAAUACAAAACUUUGAAGAUCACAGACUUUGGAUUGGCGAGGGAAGUUUAUAAAACGACUCGUAUGUCCGCGGCUGGCACGUACGCUUGGAUGGCUCCAGAAGUUAUUAAGCAGAGUACCUUUAGUAAAGCCAGCGAUGUAUGGAGUUAUGGCGUAUUGCUAUGGGAACUUUUGACUGGAGAGACACCAUACAAGGGUAUCGAUGCUCUGGCUGUAGCAUAUGGUGUUGCUGUCAAUAAGUUGACUCUACCUAUACCAUCUACUUGCCCUCAACCCUGGAGGGUCCUCAUGGAAGAGUGUUGGGCAUCAGACAGUCAUGCUCGUCCUGGAUUCACGGAUAUUUUAACAGCUUUGGAUGAUGUGUGCAAUGCAUUUGCGGCAACACCACACGAAUCUUUUCACACGAUGCAAGAAGAUUGGAGGCUGGAAAUCGAAGAAGUUCUGCAUGGAUUGCGCAUGAAGGAAAAGGCAUGCCGUUCUUUAGAAGAGGAGCUGCGCUGUAGAGAAGAAGAACUCACGAAGGCACAAGUUCAACAGAGACAGCAUGAGGAAAAUUUGAGGAUGCGGGAACAAGAAUUGGCCGCGCGCGAGAUAGAUCUUUUGGAGCGGGAACUUACUGUAAUGAUUAUACAACAACAAAACACGCCUACGCCGAACAAGAGACGCGGCAAGUUUAAAAAGUCGCGAUUAAGAUUAAAUAAGAAAGAACCUGGGAGCAACAUCAGUGCACCAUCAGAUUUUCGUCAUACAAUCACUGUUCAGCAUACAGCCUUAGAUCGAGGUAAGGUGAGGAACCCGUCAAGACCUAAUAGUCCUCCAGGUUCACCCAGCAUUCCGAGACUCAGAGCGAUCGCAUUACCUGCGGAUGGAGUUAAGGGUAAGACUUGGGGACCAUCGACGCUACAUCAACGUGAACGCGGGGCUAUUAUCACCCAGCCGCCAAAUCCCGCCUCACCAGGCGGCAAACGCUGGUCCCGUUCCGCGCCAGAUCUUGAAAAGACACCGCUGCGUACGGCCCUGUUGGCGAGCGCGCAUCGCUCCCCGCUUCUUCAGGAAAUAGGCCUCUCUGAGGAAAGCAUCUACCAUACCCAUUAUACAGCAUUACCGCCCGAUCUGUCGACCGAUUGGAUAACGUCGGAUUACCCUCUGAAGCCCGGGCUGACCGGGCCGUACAUCAUGCCGAUGCCAGUCCCGAUGCCGACUCUGUACAACGGCGAGACGAAGAGGUCGAGGCUGAGCAUAAUCGAGCUGGUCCUGUACGACAUCGCGGCGAUGCUGGCCGGCGUGGCGGCCGGUUACGAUGUCAGGAUGUCGAAUGUAUCCCCGAUCCAUCCCCGGCUAUAUCCCAGACUGGGCGGCGAAUGCGACGGCGAGGAGCAGGCGUCUAAAUGGUGGUUCCUGGCGGACGGAGGAUCGAAUCGCAACUCCUACCUCGGCGCCGAUUACGAGUUCAGCUCCAGCAGCGGCUAUGCACACAACACUUAUCACGGACGGGCACACCAUUACAGACCGUUCCUAAGCAAUAUGGGUGGCAUAGCGCCUGGUCUUCCAGCCACGGGGAUGCCGCCGGAUAAGCCUCUGCGCUUCACAGACUCACCGCAGCAUUACACGAGCAGUAUAACGGGCUCCAACGCACCGACGCCGAGUCCGAGGAGGAAGAGCAGCAGCAGCACCAGCAACGAGGACGCGUAUUCGCACGAGGCGCCUCGCGUCGAUCCUCGGAUGGAGAGGGUGCCGACGAUAUACAUGGGCAACGUCGCCCCGUUCCCGGAUUACGGACCCCCGGUGUAUUCCGUCGUUCCGCCAGAGUAUUAUCGGCCCCCUGAAUCCUAUUUCGUACCUACGGAAUAUCAUGACCGGAUGCUCGAAUGCCCCGAGUUCCCGCACGCAUAUGACAAUCCAAGUAGCAUGAAUAGCCCGGCAAGGCCGGUGUCGUCUAGACUUUUGCCUUACACGCAUCACCGAACCCCGUCGAACGUGUCGAACGCGAGCACGUCGAGCCAGAGCAACGUCAACCCGACGUUCCGACUGGAGGACGAGGACGAUUACGGCGUGUACUCGCCGGUGUCGUAUUACCAGCGACCGUCGAACGUUAUUUCGAACCUGGUAUCGACGUACAGCACGACUAUACUGAAUCACGAGUACGGCUCGCCGUUGCUGACCCGGCAGAACUCGCACUCCGACUCCAACUCGAACUCGGGCGAGCGACCGAGCAAUCUUGAGGUCGUCACUCGGCUGCGCUCCAGCCUGAAGAGAUCCAGCCACAGCAGUAAUCCGUACAGCUCGCCCAGCAAGAGCGUGAGCAAGAACAAUUCCGGUUCCGGCACGCCGACGAACCCGACGCCACCGGACUCGCUCACGUCCGAGGAUUCGAGCUACGUUUCCGCCAAGGACAGCCAGAUCUCCAUCGGCCGCGUGCGCUUCUCGCCGGUGACGUUCGAUCGCGAUGUCGCGCCAGCGCGUGAGGUUCACGUGAGGGACACGCUGCUGGACAUCCCGGUUCACGGUCAGAGCCAGGAUGUCACGGUGCCUUUGCAGGCGAAUCGACGUUUAAAUCGGAGCAGGAAGCCGAGCAUCUCGGAGCUGGAAAGAGAGUUCUUGUCAUAGCACUGGCUUAUUUAAGAUCGCAGAGCUCUCAUUUAUCUAGGUAGAAUCUGAAGCGUCGACGCUUCAGCUAUUUAUCGAGAUCUUUAGGGAAAAUCCGAUCUCCUUGUAUCAAUCGCGACGAUGAUCCGUAAAAUUCGAGCCGGUCGACCGGUGGAAGAAGAAGCGAUAGGGAAAAAUUCGCGAAACGAAUUGCACGUUGUCGAAGCACUGCCUCCCCGCGGACGAUUUUCAUCAUUAUAUAUUAAUGAGUCCGGGAAUCAACAUUCCAUGUAACACACGUACAAUCCAGCGAAAUUCGUGUAACGUAACGUAAUGUAAUAGGCGAUUAGACGAUUUUUAAUAUGAUAAUCGUCGUGUUGUAGCCACUCGCGUGGCUAUUAUAUAUUUAUGCAAUUUGAUAUUUCUUUGUGGUUUGUCGAGACAUUCCGAGAAUCGUUAUCAUGUUUGUAUAAUUAACGUUUUAACGAUAUGCGUAUAUAUUUGAAAGUGCAAAUAGGAAAAGCGAUACGCGACUUUUUGCGAAGGAGAAGAGUUAUCGAGGAUGUGUAAACAUGUUACAUGCAAUUCCACUUAUGCUAGUAAGAUUAAGAAGGAAACUUUUCUUCUCGUUUCUUAGCUCAUCGCGUUAUUCGAUUUUAUCUCAGCGCGAAACUCGUAAAUAUAUAGCUCGUACUUAUAGCACGAAAUUUUACAUUCGUAUGUUCCUCGAUAACGAAACUUUUGGUGAUAUUCGGCGCGAACACGAAACAUUCCAGAGAGAAACUUGUCGGAACGGAUUACAGAACUGUUUUACGCAAUGUAGAAUUAACAUUUCGUCUCAGAUCUCGAAUCGGAUUUAAAUAAUCCUAAAGUUAUUUUUUCCAGAGUUUAUGAUAAAUGCUAAUAGAGGAAAAUGUCAAUUCUACAUUGCACGGUUCAAUUGGAGAAUGAGAAACAGUAUUUCAAUUAAAGAAUGAGAAACAGUAUUUUCUUAGACCAGACAAUGCAUUGCGCGUACCUUCAUAUUGAUUUUACCUAAAUUGAAUUUUCCUAUUAUGGUAUUAUCAGUAGAGUCUUGGCAAAAAUUGCGUAAAUUUUAUGCGUUUUGUGCAACUUGUGUGAGCAAAUCACGUUAAAUUACAGGUUUGUUCUUUAUUGCUGCACUGAUGAACUAGUGCAUACUAGUGCAAUAAGUUAGAGUAAAACAAAAUAUACUUAUCUUACUUUAACUUAUUGCACUAGUGUGCACUAGUUCAUCAGUACAGCAAUAAAGAACAAACCCUACGUACGCAUCGGCAGCUCGAUUAUUGUACAUUAAACAAGAAUAUGUAAGAUUGUUAGAAGAAUAUUCUCGUUUGUCGAACUAAAA
This is a messenger RNA of Nylanderia fulva, 5875 nucleotides long. Its product is annotated as mitogen-activated protein kinase kinase kinase 11. The record is from RefSeq and is a predicted model, not a curated record. Gene Ontology annotation, molecular function: ATP binding; JUN kinase kinase kinase activity; protein binding. Gene Ontology annotation, biological process: protein phosphorylation. Lineage: Eukaryota; Metazoa; Arthropoda; Insecta; Hymenoptera; Formicidae.